Molecule: messenger RNA, 1005 nt
Organism: Rotaria socialis
Lineage: Eukaryota; Metazoa; Rotifera; Eurotatoria; Philodinida; Philodinidae
Source: the annotation of a GenBank genome assembly
AUGGACCGUGAAGCGAAACUUUCUCAGCAUGUGCCAAAAUUGCUACGAAUUCAAUUUGCUCAAUUUUUAAAUAAUCUUUUAGAAUAUUCAAGUGAAUUAACUUAUUUUGCUAUUAACGCAUUUCAAACAUCAUCAUUACGACGGGUACAAAUAAAUACGCUGCAACGUUUCAGUAGUUUUUGUGUACCACGUGCCUGUGCUUUUCAUUACAAUCUCGAUACUGAAUUUGAUAAUUUUGUUCAAAAAAUGCGUCUCCUAUGUGCAUUAACCAAACGAACAUUUGUUGAUAUGCGUUUGACACGAAUUCAUUUUCCUGAUGGUAAAAUGAUUAAUUUGCCAGUCGCUCGUCGAUCAAUAGAUAUAUUUAAAUGUAAUAUUAAUCGAUUACGUGAUUUAAAACAAAUUCAUCAAGAUAUUGGCUAUGAUCUUUUGUUGCCUGAUGAUCAAUUAUAUUUAGCUCUUGAUUUGCUUGUAACUGAUUUUGAUUUACUGAAUUGUGAACUUGAGAAUCAAAUCAAAUUUAGUGAUGCUAUGGUUUUACAAACAAUUGUCAAAGGUUCAUUUUGUUUUUCUAUUCGAGGAUUUCAUAGAAAUUAUAACAUUUUUCUACACUAUCGUAUUGCGUUGACAUGGAUUUAUCCAGCUGUAAAAUAUGCAGCUUACCGUUCCGGUGAUCCCAAUUCACGGCAAGAAAUAAAAAAGUGUAAUAAAACAUUCGGCAUUCAACAUAUUAAUGAUUAUUGUGGUAAACCAAACAAAUUAAGUAGAACAACUCGUGUACAAUCACUCGAACGUAUAGCAACAUCUACACAAAAUAUGAAUCAAAAUUGUACUUCGGAAACGAUCAGUGAUUGUUCUAUAAAAUCGCAAAAGAAGAGAAGAAAAUGUUCUCGAAAAUCACUUAAUACAACAGCAGCUAUCGAUGAUUUUAAUCGAUAUUUAAACGAGAAAAAACUUCAUAAGACAGGUAUUAUUCAUUUAAAAAAGUACGAAUUAAAUAAAUAG